UGACCCUGACUACCCCAAUUUGAUCAAACUCACUGUUACUAUGCCUCACAUGGAUGGCAUGCUGCCCGUUAUCUCCACACGUCCCCUUUCAAACUUUGAGCUAACCCUUAGUCCAGAUGGCACAAGAGUAGGUAACCACCGCUGCUCUAACCUCUUGGAUUUCAAUGAGAUCCAAACAGCACAUGGUUUCAUCACUGACGCCACAAAGAACCCAGAAAUUAUUGGCGAGACUUUACCGUACCAGUACAGCGUGGCCAUGCGUAGCACCAAUUCCCUUCGAUUCUACCGCAAUCUUAACCUGGAGGCAUGUCUGUGGGAGUUCAGUAGCUACUACGACAUGUCAGAGCUGCUGAAUGACUGUGGAGGAUCCAUUGGCACAGAUGGACAGGUGUUGAAUCUUGUUCAGUCCUAUGUAACCCUGCGGGUGGCUCUGUUUGUGUCCUAUGUCUUCCACUCUCCCGUUGCGGUUGGCGGCUGGCAACAUUUUGACCUACGGUCUGAGCUGCGGCUCACCUUUGUGUAUGACACU
Messenger RNA from Sinocyclocheilus anshuiensis, 529 nucleotides. RefSeq names its product FRAS1-related extracellular matrix protein 2-like. The transcript has 3 exons. NCBI's taxonomy places the organism in Eukaryota, Metazoa, Chordata, Actinopteri, Cypriniformes, Cyprinidae. The record is from RefSeq and is a predicted model, not a curated record. Gene Ontology annotation, biological process: anatomical structure morphogenesis. The annotation marks the transcript as partial.